Arvicola amphibius (Eurasian water vole) is the source of this 1335-nucleotide messenger RNA. It is a transcript of the gene Rpgrip1, whose product is annotated as RPGR interacting protein 1. The record is from RefSeq and is a predicted model, not a curated record. NCBI's taxonomy places the organism in Eukaryota, Metazoa, Chordata, Mammalia, Rodentia, Cricetidae. Gene Ontology annotation, molecular function: thromboxane A2 receptor binding. Gene Ontology annotation, biological process: retinal rod cell development; non-motile cilium assembly. The transcript is spliced from 10 exons. Gene Ontology annotation, cellular component: photoreceptor connecting cilium. The coding region runs from base 1 to 1335 and encodes 444 amino acids.
AUGCUCUUCCUGCAGUGCAAAAUCAACGUGUGUUAUCAGGAGGAGCUAGAGCAAAUGAUGACAAAGGCUGAUAAUGAGAAUCGGGACCACAAGGAGAAGCUGGAGAGGCUGAACCACCUCCUAGACCUCAAGAACUGCCGGAUAAAGCAGCUGGAAGGUAUUUUAAGAAGCCACGGCCUUCCAGCAUCUGGUGAGUUCAAUCUCACGGAUUCUUCAGAGAAGUCCAGCGGAUCCAUCCAAGUGCAACUAGACUGGAUGUCUGAGUACCUGCCCCCAGAGGUCCUGAAACCAGAAGCUGGGAUGGAGGACAAGGGCAACAAAGAUAGCUUGGAGGCCUCCAUCACAGAAGACCCGGCUCCUUCUCUUCCCCAGAUGGCAUCUAUGGAGACUCCUAUCGAGGCUAGCCAAUAUCAAGCGAAGAGAAAAUCUCCUCCCACAGCAGAAAGGAAGGCUAAAGAACACCAGAUUGCAUGCUACUCAAGAAGAAAGCACAGCAAAAGAACAGGUGUCCAAGGCAAGAACCGAAUGGAAUAUCUGAGCCAUAACAUCUUGGAUGGGAAUAUACUGCAGCAGAUGCGCUACACUGAACAGAAGUUCUCCGGGCUCAAGAUGUCUGAGGAUGAUGGCUUUAAAAUUCAGGACAAGGAAGAGAAAAUGCCGCCGUCUCAUUCCGCUUCAAGACAGGAGCCCCCCUCACCUCCUGUAAAUGCAGAUCAAGAAUCCUCUGGAGAAGCUUCUGAAGAGAGUGAAGCCCAGACUCUCGACAGCGAUGACAUCAUAGUGACGCCCCAGUUUCAGUCGUGUCCCAAAGCCGAUUCAGAGAAGAUGUGCAUUGAGAUUGUCUCCCUGGCCUUCUGCCCAGAGGCUGAAGUCAUGUCUGAUGAGAACAUACAACAGGUGUAUGUGGAGUACAAGUUCUAUGAUCUGCCGCUCUCAGAGACAGAGACUCCGGUGUCCCUGAGGAAACCCAGAGCAGGAGAGGAAAUCCACUUCCACUUUAACAAGGUGAUAGACCUGGAUCCAGUGGAGCAACAGGGCAGAAGGCAGUUUCUGUUUGCCAUGCUGCACGCUCAAGAUCCUGAAGAGGGACGUUUGAAGUUUACAGUGGUAAGUGAUCCUCUGGAUGAAGAAAAGAAAGAAUGUCAAGAUGUAGGCUAUGCGUACCUUGAACUGUGGCAGGUACUUCAAUCUGGAAGUGAUAUCUUAGAGCAAGAACUAGAGAUUGUGAGCCCUGGAGACCAGGCCAUCCAAAUCGGAAGGCUGAAAGUUUCCCUUCGUGCAGCUGCUGCCCUCCAUAACAUUUACAAGGAAAUGACUGAAGAUUUGUUUUCAUGA